Micromonas commoda is the source of this 1044-nucleotide messenger RNA. RefSeq lists its product with no specific name. Bases 1 to 1044 code for a protein of 347 amino acids. Gene Ontology annotation, molecular function: phosphatidylinositol binding. The transcript has 2 exons. Gene Ontology annotation, cellular component: membrane. Lineage: Eukaryota; Viridiplantae; Chlorophyta; Mamiellophyceae; Mamiellales; Mamiellaceae. The record is from RefSeq and is a predicted model, not a curated record.
AUGUCCGAUGUGGAGCGCCGUUUCCUCCACGACGGCAUCAAGCGAACCUACGAGAAGGCGCUGGAGUGCGAAGGAUGGGGAGACGUGGACGCCGCCGAGGACACAUACCGCAAGCUCAACAACGCCGUCAAGAGGGACGUCGUCGGCAACGCGCGCGACAUCGGCCUGACCCCGUUCGAGACCCAGCAAAUCGCGAAGCUCACCGCCAUGCUGUCGCUGCGCGCGAAGGAGCUUCGGCGCGGCGACGACCUCGGCAUCGGACCGGACGCGUGCAGGGAGCUGCGCGAGUACAUGUGCGCGUUUCUGCUGGACCCCAAGGCUGAGUUUCCCUUCGACGUGGCUCCCGAGGCGGUCGGGGAGCGACCGGUGGAGCUGCAGAUGGAGGAGCUGGCCAUCGCGUCGUCGUCGUACGAUGCGAACGACGAUCGAUCGCCCCCUGACCGUUGGGACUCGAGCGGAAACGGCGGCGGGGGGCACAGGGAACCGAGGUUCAUACCCGACGGCGUGAAGGACGGAGUCGGCGGCGCGGGCGGCGUCAAUCGGACGCUGACGGAGCGCGAGGGCGGGUCGCUGAUGCCGCCGCCGCGGCUGAGGGAGAGGGGCGACCAGGCGCUCGUGACCCGAAUCCUCCACUUCGGAUGCAAGGACUCGGGGGAGUUCAUCGACCCGUUCGUGACGGUCACCGUGGUUGACGGCGCGGGUAACCUCGUGGAGGCGACGCAGGACACGCCGGUGGUCAACCGACGGGACGUGAACAAGGUUCUCUUCGACGGCGUCGCGGUGCACGCGCAGACGCCGCUGCACGAGCUCCCCGAUGACGCCGCCGUGAUCCUCGAGUUUAAGCACUACAAGCCGAAGAAGCGGAAGAUCAGCACGCGCGGGUGGAGCUUCUUCAGGCUCAGCGACCUCGACCCGGACAAGGAGUCGCAAACGCUGGCGCUCGAGAUUUACGCCAAACCCACGGACCUGCGGUGCCGCAAGUUCGGGCUGCUCUCGGUCAAGCCGCUGUACUUCCACGUGGAGGCGUACGUGAGAACGGAGUGA